AUGUCCAUUGUAUCUCUUCCCGUGGAAUUGAUCUCAAAGAUAUCGAACCAUCUAGACCUCCAGCAAUGGUUCGCUCUGAGGUUAUCAUGCCGCGCGUUGUACGAAAGCUCACUCGAGAAUUUCGCUGAGACCUAUUACAAAAAAAUCCGUUUCAUUGUGACAAGCGAAAGUCUCCACGAAUUGGAAGAACUAUCCAAGUCAAAUGGUCUCCGCGCGCAAGUCCAAGAGCUAUGGAUGAUACCAACUGUGUUCGGGGGCACUGAAAGGUCCAUGGGCAUGGUAUCUAUAUCAUCAAAAAGCUGCCGACAAGUGAAAGGCGACGAGCUGGAGACCCGAAAUGCUGUCCAUAAAGCCAUGAUCACAGAUAAUUCCAACCUGCUGGAAUCGGAAACGUUCAGUCCCACAAUUGCCCUCACAGAAGAGCAAUAUGACUCACUACUGUCUGCUUUAAAAAGCCUAGAUGAGCUUCAUUUGUGUAUUGAUCUCUAUGAGCCCGCUUGGCUGAAACUAUUCACGAAUGUCGCACCUCAACUAAAAAGACUCACUUUGUCGCAAGGUCAUAUGCCUGCCUAUCUUGCGCAAGACGAUAUACCUGCCUAUCCUGCAAAAAGCUACGUUGGGAAUAUGUUCCAGAAAGUCAACUUCAUUCGACUUCGAGAACUUCACAUUCAUGAGCUAGACAUCUAUUUUAACUCUUUAAAAUCGCUGUUGAUUGGUGUAAAGAAAAGUCUGGCCAUUCUUACACUUGAGAAAGUGACAAUACGCAGCGAGAAGUUGAAAGCUGCAGAUGAUUCAAGUUCGCAAUAUAGCGAAUAUUCCGGCCACCAAGAAAACGAGAGCUCUAUUCCGUUGAUGCCUACCUACAUACCUGACGACAUUAGGAGAACUUCCAUGUCACCCUCGUUGUUCCAACCGAUGCCAGCCGCGAUAGACCCCGUUUCAUCCCCGUUUCAACCCACUUCACCAGUGUUUCAUCCAACAUCCCCAUCGUUUAUACCAACAUUCCCAUCGUUUCAACCAACAUUGCCGUCAUUUCAACCAACAUUGCCAUCAUACACACCAUAUCUGUCAGCAUCUGAAACAGCACCAGCAGAAAGUGCACCCACAUCCCCACAGUAUUCCUCGAGCUCCGAAUCCUCCGAGCCAAUGUCGGAAGAAUAUCUAAACGCAAACUGGUCAUCCAUCUAUCACCCACACAUUCCGCACUUUUACACUCAAACCGAAAUGCGACCAGUGGGCCCACCAGGAAUGAUUCGACGCGUUCAACCGACCACGACUUGUGUGUCUAGCCUUUUGGGCCUUUUCCAAAACGAGCUAUCUCUAGAAAAACUGACAUUGGAAGAGAUUGUUUGUGACGAGACCUAUUAUUACUUUAAGAAAGUCAACGAGAUCAGACCGACUUUCUAUGUGGAAUUUGACAUUCGGAGCGGUGAUAUCUCGUUCAAUGAAUGGAUUUCCCACUUAAAACCAGUGACUUCCGAGCCGGACUUUAAAUGGAAAAAUGGUUCGACAAAAUGA
Molecule: messenger RNA, 1518 nt
Organism: Penicillium arizonense
Lineage: Eukaryota; Fungi; Ascomycota; Eurotiomycetes; Eurotiales; Aspergillaceae
Exons: 3
Coding region: 1-1518 (505 amino acids)
Molecular function (GO): protein binding
Source: RefSeq, a predicted model, not a curated record